CGCUCCGCCCGCCCGGCCGCCCCGAGCCCCGAGCCCCGAGCCCCCCGCGCCGGGCCCGGGCGGCAGCGGCGGUGGCGGCGGCGGCGGCGCGCCCGGCCCCCUCCCCCGGCGCCGGCCACGGGAGGCGGUGAUGCGGGCGCGGGCGGCCUCGGCUGCGCCGAGAGCGGAGACACAGGCUCAAGAUGGCAGAUUCCGACUGAGGCUGGGGGGGCCGAGCUCGCGCGCCGCUUUCCCGUCCCCGUUGCCAUGAACCGCGGACACCCCGGCCCCGAUGGCCCCCGUGUACGAAGGUAUGGCCUCACAUGUGCAAGUUUUCUCCCCUCACACCCUUCAAUCAAGUGCCUUCUGUAGUGUGAAGAAACUGAAAAUAGAGCCGAGUUCCAACUGGGACAUGACUGGGUACGGCUCCCACAGCAAAGUGUAUAGCCAGAGCAAGAACAUCCCCCCGUCGCAGCCAGCCACAACCGUCAGCACCUCCUUGCCGGUCCCAAACCCAAGCCUACCUUACGAGCAGACCAUCAUCUUCCCAGGAAGCACCGGGCACAUCGUGGUCACAUCAGCAAGCAGCACUUCUGCCACCGGGCAGGUCCUCGGCGGACCACAUAACCUAAUGCGUCGAAGCACUGUGAGCCUACUGGAUACCUACCAAAAAUGUGGACUCAAGCGUAAGAGCGAGGAGAUCGAGAACACAAGCAGUGUGCAGAUCAUCGAGGAGCAUCCACCCAUGAUUCAGAAUAAUGCAAGCGGGGCCACUGUCGCCACUGCCACCACGUCGACUGCCACCUCCAAAAACAGCGGCUCCAACAGCGAGGGCGACUAUCAGCUGGUACAGCAUGAGGUGCUGUGCUCCAUGACCAACACCUACGAGGUUUUAGAGUUCUUGGGCCGAGGGACGUUUGGGCAAGUGGUCAAGUGCUGGAAACGGGGCACCAACGAGAUCGUGGCCAUCAAGAUCCUGAAGAACCACCCGUCCUAUGCCCGACAAGGUCAGAUCGAAGUGAGCAUCCUGGCCCGCUUGAGCACAGAGAGUGCUGAUGACUACAACUUUGUCCGGGCCUACGAGUGCUUCCAGCACAAGAACCACACGUGCUUGGUCUUCGAGAUGCUGGAACAGAACCUCUAUGACUUUCUGAAGCAAAACAAGUUCAGCCCCUUGCCCCUCAAAUAUAUUCGCCCAGUUCUCCAGCAGGUAGCCACAGCCCUGAUGAAACUUAAAAGCCUAGGUCUUAUCCAUGCUGACCUCAAACCAGAAAACAUCAUGCUGGUGGAUCCCUCCAGACAACCGUACCGAGUCAAGGUCAUCGACUUUGGUUCAGCCAGCCACGUGUCCAAGGCUGUGUGCUCCACCUACUUGCAGUCCAGAUAUUACAGGGCCCCUGAGAUCAUCCUUGGUUUACCAUUUUGUGAGGCAAUUGACAUGUGGUCCCUGGGCUGUGUCAUUGCAGAACUGUUCCUGGGUUGGCCGCUAUAUCCAGGAGCUUCAGAGUAUGAUCAGAUUCGGUAUAUUUCACAAACACAGGGUUUGCCUGCUGAAUAUUUAUUAAGUGCAGGGACAAAGACAACUAGGUUUUUCAACCGUGACACGGACUCACCAUAUCCUUUGUGGAGACUGAAGACACCAGAUGACCAUGAAGCAGAGACAGGGAUUAAGUCCAAGGAAGCGAGAAAGUACAUUUUCAACUGUUUAGAUGAUAUGGCCCAGGUGAACAUGACGACGGAUUUGGAAGGGAGCGACAUGUUGGUGGAGAAGGCUGACCGGCGGGAGUUCAUUGACCUGUUGAAGAAGAUGCUGACCAUUGACGCGGACAAGAGAAUCACUCCAAUCGAAACCCUGAACCAUCCCUUUGUCACCAUGACACACUUGCUUGAUUUUCCCCAUAGUACACACGUCAAAUCAUGUUUCCAGAACAUGGAGAUCUGCAAGCGUCGGGUGAAUAUGUAUGACACGGUGAACCAGAGCAAGACCCCCUUCAUCACACACGUGGCCCCCAGCACGUCCACCAACCUGACCAUGACCUUUAACAACCAGCUGACUACUGUCCACAACCAGGCUCCCUCCUCUACCAGUGCCACUAUUUCCUUAGCCAAUCCCGAAGUCUCCAUACUAAACUACCCAUCUACACUCUACCAGCCCUCAGCAGCAUCCAUGGCUGCAGUGGCCCAGCGGAGCAUGCCCCUGCAGACGGGAACAGCCCAGAUUUGUGCCCGGCCUGACCCAUUCCAGCAAGCUCUCAUCGUGUGUCCACCCGGCUUCCAAGGCUUGCAGGCCUCUCCCUCUAAGCACGCUGGCUACUCAGUGCGAAUGGAAAAUGCGGUUCCCAUUGUCACUCAAGCUCCAGGAGCUCAGCCUCUUCAGAUCCAACCAGGUCUGCUUGCCCAGCAGGCUUGGCCAAGUGGGACCCAGCAGAUCCUGCUUCCCCCAGCAUGGCAGCAGCUUACUGGAGUGGCCACCCACACAUCAGUGCAGCAUGCCACCGUGAUUCCCGAGACCAUGGCCGGCACCCAGCAGUUGGCGGACUGGAGGAACACGCAUGCUCAUGGAAGCCAUUACAAUCCCAUCAUGCAGCAGCCUGCGCUAUUGACCGGUCAUGUGACCCUUCCAGCAGCCCAGCCCUUAAACGUGGGUGUGGCCCACGUGAUGCGGCAGCAGCCAACCAGCACCACCUCCUCCCGGAAGAGUAAGCAGCACCAGUCAUCGGUGAGAAAUGUCUCCACCUGUGAAGUGUCCUCCUCGCAGGCCAUCAGCUCCCCACAGCGAUCCAAGCGUGUCAAGGAGAACACACCUCCCCGCUGUGCCAUGGUGCACAGUAGCCCGGCCUGCAGCACCUCAGUCACCUGUGGGUGGGGCGAUGUGGCCUCCAGCACCAACCGGGAGCGGCAGCGGCAGACAAUUGUCAUUCCCGACACCCCCAGCCCCACUGUCAGCGUCAUCACCAUCAGCAGUGACACGGACGAGGAGGAGGAACAGAAACACGCCCCCACCAGCACUGUCUCCAAGCAAAGGAAAAACGUCAUCAGCUGCGUCACGGUCCAUGACUCCCCCUACUCCGACUCCUCCAGCAACACCAGCCCCUACUCCGUGCAGCAGCGUGCCGGGCACAACAAUGCCAACGCCUUUGACACCAAGGGGAGCCUGGAGAAUCACUGCACGGGGAACCCCCGAACCAUCAUCGUGCCACCCCUGAAAACCCAGGCCAGCGAAGUAUUGGUGGAGUGCGAUAGCCUGGUGCCAGUCAACACCAGUCACCACUCAUCCUCCUACAAGCCGAAGUCCUCCAGCAACGUGACCUCCACCAGCGGUCACUCUUCAGGGAGCUCGUCUGGAGCCAUCGCCUACCGGCAGCAGCGGCCAGGCCCCCACUUCCAGCAGCAGCAGCCGCUCAAUCUCAGCCAGGUGCAGGGCUGUGUGAAGGGCUCAGCAUCACGCCUGACUCAUACCGUGGACUCAGGGCCCUGUUUCUCUAGAAACUACAAGGCUCAGCAGCACAUCACUGCGGACCGCACUGGGAGCCACAGACGGCAGCAGGCCUAUAUCACUCCUACCAUGGCCCAGGCUCCGUACUCCUUCCCACACAACAGCCCCAGCCACGGCACUGUCCAUCCCCACCUGGCUGCAGCCGCCGCCGCCCACCUCCCCACCCAGCCCCACCUCUACACCUACACUGCGCCUGCUGCCCUGGGUUCCACCGGCACCGUGGCCCACCUGGUGGCCUCACAGGGCUCGGCGCGCCACACCGUGCAGCACACUGCCUACCCAGCCAGCAUCGUCCACCAGGUCCCCGUGAGCAUGGGCCCCCGGGUCCUGCCCUCGCCCACCAUCCACCCGAGUCAGUAUCCAGCCCAGUUUGCCCACCAGACCUACAUCAGCGCCUCGCCGGCCUCUACCGUCUACACUGGAUAUCCACUGAGCCCCGCCAAGGUCAACCAGUACCCUUACAUAUAAACACUGGAGGGGAGGGAGGGAGGGAGGGAGAGGAUAGCCCGAGGGAGGAGGGAGAGGAGGAGGGAGGCGCUCCUGGGACCGUGGGCGCUGGCCUUUUAUACUGAAGAUGCCGCACAGAAACAAUGCAAACGGGGCAGGGGCGGGGGAGGGGAGGGGGGGACAGGGGCCAGGACGGGACACCAGUGAAACUUGAACCGGGAAGUGGGAGGACGUAGAGCAGAGAAGAGAACAUUUUUAAAAGGAAGGGAUUCAAGAGGGUGGGAAAUCUAUGCUUUUUAUUUUAAAAAAGAAAAAGAAAAAAAAGAAAAAAAGAAAACGUCAAUAACAAAAAAACACACACACAGCUCAAGAACCCAUUCUACACCAAACUGGAAAGGAGAAGAGAGCACCAGGAAGAUUCCAGAAGCCGGGGGAGGGGGCCCCAGUUUUUGAAGAACUUUAUGAACUUUUCAAAGAUUAUUUUCAUAUGGCAGCAAGUGAUACGGAAGACUUUGCUGUCAGGGACACCUGAUAUGGAAAUCAAAUAGAUUUUUAAUUAAUUGAACAUAAGAUUUAGAGAUUUUUCCAGAACUCGAAAGGGUCAACAGCCCUCCAGAAGGUCAGGCUGCAGCCCGAGGAGGCUGAUGUGUUGGGUGGUGUGGGGUUGUCGAAGCCCAGUCCUGGAUCCCUAGUCAGGAAAGACGAGCCGGCCAGGCUGCUGGAAGGGCCCCUGGGUGCGAGGGGCGGGUUUUCUCUUUCUGAGCACUCUGGAUAAAUCCCUAAACAGUGUUGUCCCUCAAACGUCAUUAAUAAUGUGUGUUGCAAACUUUAGAUUUUUUUUCUUUUCUGAAAAUGUAUUUUCUCUCUGAAUCCGCCCCCUGUCGCGUCGCGUAGGGCUAGCGGUGGUCGCGGGCACCCUAGUAGAAUGUAGCACCCGGCACCCUUGUCUCCUACCUGUGUUCAACUCCAAUGAUACCAAUAGAAUAUUCCUCAAUGUAAUUGCACAAAAAAAAAAAAAAGUGAUAUAACAUAGGCAUGUAACCAAUGUGGCGGUGCAGGCGUGCGGUGAGCGGGCGAGUGCGGGUGGGUGUGCGCGCCGCCCUCCCCGUGUGCCCCUUGGCGCCGCCACCCCGGCCGGCGCAGUCUUCAAACUGCACAUCAUUCCCUCCUAGUGCCUUACCGAGCGAUAGACGCGGCGUGAGGGUUUACUUCCACUGGUACUCCAAGAAACUGAGGCUAGUCAGACACAAUCUCAGCUCUUGUGUUCUGCUGUUGUAACAGUUUACUCUGGCCUUUCCUUUUUUUUUUUUUUUUUUUUUUCCUUUCUUUCUUUUAAAAAUGUUAAGGCCCAUUGUCUUUCUUGGGCUGUUUGCUAGCAGAAGGAUGCCAGGGAAGCCGGCAGGAGCUAGGAGAGAGUCCGUGGAUCUUGAAAGAGAUGUGGGAGGCAGAUGCCAGGCGGGCGCGUCUGGAGAUGGGGAUGGCUGUAGUUGAGUUGUACUUUGCAGGCGGAGGCCCAAAGAGACUCCCCACACUUCACCCCUGCCCCACUCCAUCCCCAGCUCUGCCAUUUGCGAGAUCAGAGAUUUGGGGACUGUUGGCCUCACCCAGGCAGCAUCCCCCAAUCCCUCCUGCCAGGAGAGCCUGGAGCUCUCAGCCUCCCCCCGGGCUCCACUCUCUCCUCCCACUCCCUGGGCUGUUUAGCUCUAAGGAUCUUGCCAGACCCCUCCGUCUGUAGAUGACCACCAACCUCUGUUUGCUGUUGAAUUCUCUCCUCACAUUACUUGGGUCUGCUCAAGAUGUGAUUUUGGUUUUGGUUUCCGAGAGUUCUGGUGGGCAGAAGGUUGAAGGGACACUUUUGAGGGUGACCAGGGGUCUGCCACUGCACUUUGGAAAAACACGGACAGGUAAAUUUCCAAAGAAAUCCACCGUUUGCCCUCUUUGCACCUUUGAUGUGUUCUGGAAGUUUUCUCAGGCUUUGGACACUGCUGGAGGUGGAGGUGUGGAGAGGUGGGGAGUUCUCUCUGUUCAUAGUAAAUAACUCUGAAAUAUAUGAAUGUGAACGGCAGGAGAAUCUGGCCAAGGAUGGUGCCGAAAAGGGUGGUUCCAAUUGUUUGCUUCUGAUGCUGAGUCCUUAGCUGACCCCACAGCCAAGUUUCCAAGGUGCAAAGAGAUCUUUUCCGAGUCAGCGGCCCCAUCCCCAUCCUCCCACCCUUUACUUCCUCACUCUGCAGUCUCCCCUAAGGAUUACUGUGAAAGGUAUUUUCGUAGUGAUAUCCAACCUAAUUCAGUAACGACGCUGUUACUUAGCUCUUAGCUGUGAAAUAACUCUGGAAACUUCACCACCCCAACCAUAAAUUCUUACUUAUAAAGAAAUAGGUCCCAACUGGAAACAACUUAGUCCAGGCCUCGGCAAGAAGGAAGGGCCCCGUGACUGCUCAAUGCUGGGCACAGCCGGGCAAUCUUGCCGGGUGCCCACUGGAGGCUGAGCUGGCAAGAGGCCAGCAGCAGAGAGAUGUCCUCCCUCAGGCUGUGAUCAAUACCAUCUUUUUCCAGAGGUAGGGAAAUGCAGCCCUCUGAGACUGCAGGAAAAUGGUCAGUUCAGAGAGGGCGAGAGCAGCAAAGGCUUCAGAGGACACACAAGCCAGAUCCUCCCCGCCCCGCCACCCCUGACGCCCAACAGCUGGGUCAGCCUGGAAAAUCCGUCUGUUAGGGACUUUUUGGCAGCCAGAUGGCAGCAAUAGCCCAUCAGGUCUCAUCCAGAGUUACAGGUCUUGGCUGCAAAUGAGCCUCAGUCCGCCUUACUGGAGAGCACCCCAGACUCCUGGGUACAGUUCAGUUCCAGCCCUUUCUAGAUCUGAUCUUUUUAGGGGGAAAGACAGCUUGAAAUGUUCUUUUCAUUUUAAAGAAAGUUCUUUUGUCUGCUUAAGUUGGAGGCUUCUUACUCUUUCACCUGACAUUUUCUUUUCUUUCUUCCAGAUCAGGAAUAAAAUUUCCAUGCUGCUUAUAAAGAUAAUAUUAUUGUACUAAUUAUUUUUGUUAUUACCAUUGUAAGUAUAUCAGGAUCAUCAUGUUGAUAUUCUAGUCAGGGUUUUAAAUGCACAUUUAUUCCAAGUAUCUUUGUGUUUUCUCUUUAAUAUUUAAACUUAUUCUCUCUGUGAGUGUACGAGUAGACUGGAGGGACAUCCAGAUGUCCAGUCUUGUCAGGCAAAAAAAAAAGGAAAGACUAGGAAGUAGGACAGUUGUUUCCAUCAUCACUAUCCCACAAAGAGCCGUCGGUAAGAUCCACCGCAGAAGUUGAAAGAAGAAUCAAAGCCUUGAUUGGGCUUCUGACGCCAUGGUCACCAUCAAGGUUGUCCUUUUCUGGAGCCCAGCGGCCUGGGAUGCGACGUCAGGUGGUGUCUCAUGGUGACGUCAGGGGAAUGCCAAGCCACUGACUGCCCAGUCCUUAGCUGGCUUCUCUCCCACAUCCUCAGCGCCCUCCUGUGCUUCUGAAAUCUGUUAACUAAAUCCGUGGCUUGCCUCUGAUAUUAAGCAGAAAUAUCCCCUCCCAGAGGUGACCACAGCCCCUUCCUCAAACAUCCACCCUUUUCUCAUCAGCGCACCCGGGGUGUGGCUUAGAUUCUUUAAUGCAAAGACAUUUGCCCCCUUCCAGAACCCAAUGGGCACGUAAUGUGGCGUAAGAGUGACUGGCAGGUGGUACCUUCCCAGGAAAUUUCACCACACCACCCAGUUCCUCAGCCUGCCCCCUCCCCUGUGAUCCGUGUUCCCAGCACCCAAUUCUAGCUGGAAACGGGUGGAAGGAUGGCAAGAGGCCAGAGAAAGCCAGAACAAAGCCUGGCAGCUGCCCAGGCAUUGCAGGCCACACUCCCUCUGCAAGCAUCCCCACUGGGCUCUGGCCACACCCCUCAGUGCACUGUGCUGUAUGUGAUGGGUGCUCACACGCUGUCCCCAAACCCACAAACUGCUAGGCCCCAGAUGAAGAAGGGCGAAAUGGCCGGCUUCACUGAAGGGAAGGAAAGUGAAGUAUUGGGUGAGGCCAGCCCCACAGCUGCUCAGCAAACGUUAGUGCACAUUCUCCUAGUCCUCACCCAACGGCCUCCUCCACCCCCGUGCACGGAGCUGCCAUGGCAGAAGCCCCAGGAGAAGCUCCCUGCAGGAGAGGCCAGCUCCCUGUAUGCUCAACAGCACACCUGCCCGAAUCUGCCAUUGGGUCACCUUGGCAAAUCGGCUGCUGUCCCUAGGACCAGUCUCUCAAGCAGAGGGAUGCCAACCUAGUCCUUACGUAACCCGUGAAUCACCUAGAGCACCCUCUAGUCCUCCGUGGGCUCCCUCCUUCCCUUUUGAAGAAACAUCGUUCAGAGUAAGGGGAGGAUUUGAAAGUUCAGGUCAUGGAGGAGUGCUGAACUGGAGCCUGGUGAACCACAGGGCGAUUUGCUUCUGCUCGCUGGGUUCUGACUGUUCCGUCUGGACGUGGGCCCCCAUGUCUCUGUGCUUAGGGCCUCUUCAUGAUGUUUUGGAUGUUUCCAAGGGAAGCGGGUGAGCAGAUCAAGGGGUGGGAGAGUCAAGGCUUGAUGCCAGUUAAUACUGUGAAGUGGAGCGUGUGGUCAGUGGAAUUCAGAGGAAAGAGAAGGGUCGGAGCAAAGCGACGUCCGUCUCCUGGACUGUCAACCUUUCUAGCCUUCCUGGUAGUGGAGGUGUUUGCAGGCUGUAGCAGCCAGCUGGCCUGUGUCCUCUUCAACCUGGAAGACUUGGCCUGCCCAAGCACCAACGUGUGGGACAGGUGGACGUCAGGAAGGGCACGGGAGAUCAGCCCAGCUGCCCAUGGGACAAUUUCCCUUGAUUGGACCUUGGCAAUGGCAAACACUCAUAUUUGAACAAGCUUGGGGUAGAAGAUUUUGGCUGUGUGAGUGCGUGUGAGUGAGUGGAACAAACUUUCUUGGAAACUGGAGGGAGGAGAUGAGGAGGCUUAGGGAAGUAUUACUGAUGGCUCCUGGUUGAGAGAGUGACGUGGGGCCCCGGCUCGCCCCAGCUUUUGUCCCCAGGUUCUCUCUGUCUGAUGCUGAGGGCAGGGUGGGGUGUGGGACCGCCACUCUUGCUGGCCUGUCAAGUAGCUGCUAGAUUAGAAAAUGGAAAGAAGGAAAUGGCUCGGGGCUCUCCACUAGCAGAGAGAAUUCAAGGGAGGCGAGGGUUCCUUCCGCAGGCCAGCCUGGGACUUCACAGCGCCGGCAGGAGUGACUUUGCCACGACACAUUCCAGCCCCAGGGACUUCGCAGGCUUCAUUCCCUGUCUGUGUCUUUUCCUUCUGAUGUGUUUGACAGCUUUCUGAUGGGGAAGCUUCAAACUUAAGCAGGCCAGAGAUGUCCUUACCAAAUUGGAAAGGAAGGUGAAGCUGUUCCUUUCUUUAGCCAAAGAACCCUUCUCAGAGACGCCUCCCGAGAUGGACAAAAUAGCAUUCCUCUCGUUCCUUUCCAGGCAAUAAUGACACCAUUAGUGAUGCACUUCCAUUUAUCUUUCUCUUUCCUCUCUGUCCUUUUUCUUUUAAAAAAAGAAAUGCAUUUAUUUCAAAACUGUGCUAUUCUUUUAAGAGAAGUGGAAGGGAAUCUUUCCAUGCUGCUGUGAUUGGGAGACCGGAGGGCCGUACCAAUGCGUGGGCUUGACUAAUCCCAGGCCACCGUGGGAGCAAGCGAAGCAGAGCUGCCGGGAGUUCAGCUGCGUCGUCAGGCAUUGAGCGCGCUGGGGCUGGGCUCGGGGUAGCAGUACUUUCCCACUGUGAUGCCUUAGAACUCUCACUUCUCACCUCCACAGACCAGACUCGGUGCAAUCUCAGGCCACUAGAGAAUGGAAGACGGUGAAAUGGGAUUAAAAUGCAAAAGAAACUAUUAGAGGCUUUGACACGGUAGCUCACUAGAGGGACCCAGCAUAGAAGUUUCUCGUGUCUUCGUUGCAGAUUCCUAAAGUUCAGAAAAGAACUCAGUGAGAGUAUGCAGAGAAAUGGCCCCUGCAGGGCUCGGGCCCCAGAACACCAGCACCAGAGAGGGUCUUCCUGAUGCUGCUGCUGGACGUGCCCAAGCCUCUGAGAGCCCCUCAUCUCAGAUCCCUGUGUUGAACCUGACACUGACUGUCCCUUAUUUGUUAAAAUUUGUAACAUCCCUCAGGUAAAUCGUAGCCAUUCAACAUGUGUUGAAUGCUUUCAGGACACCUGGGCCAAGGCCUCUAUGAGUGUGGUCUCAAGGAGCCCCCACAACCACCCCACAGGGAGGGGGAAAACAGCCCCCGUUUUCAGAUGAGGAAACUGACAGGACGCUCUGGAAGGUACAGGUGUUGGAGGAAGGAUAAAGCAGGGAUGCUCCAGAAUCCGCUAGGUUCCCUUUUGUGUUCAUCAGGCUCUUCCUGAGAUGUGAUUUCUAAUCUUUUACGUUUUUUAAUGAGUAGCAAUGUGUGGCCUCAUACUUCUAUGAACCAUUUCGUGAUACUCCCAUUUCCUGCGUGCCAAACACUGUGCUGGGAAUUGCCCGUGGGUUGUCCUGUUUCCUCACCUCGGUAGCCCUGUGAGAUCAGCAGUAUCAGUCCCCCUACAGCGGAGGAAAAUGCCCGGAGCCACGCAGCUCAUGAGGGGCGAGGAGGGCUUGACUCUGGGUCUGCGCAGCUCCAGAGCUGAGCUUGCAGUCAUUAGCCACAGCUGUCUCCCGCGUGUCUGUGCAAAGAAAGGCCUUUUACACUGCAUCACCCGGCGCCGUCCCUGCACCGUGGAACUCAGCUGGAGGGCUGUGCAGAGAGGGGACUGCUGCCUGAACUGGAUGUAGGCAAAAGGGAAGAAUUAGUUUUGACUUUGCGAGAAAAUCUCUGGGGAGUUUCUUUUGAUUCAUAGUAGAAUUCCUUUUAGAUUUCUUUCCAGCAUACCAACUAGCUUUUAGUAGUGCUGCUACAACCGACUCUUAUAAGAGUGAAAAAGAAGUAUUCUUUUCUUCUUUAAAAAAUAAUUUUUUCUUGCUUAUAGUUAAUUCUAGAAAGGCAAUACUAAAGUUAUAUAUUUUUUUCUAAAUGCUAUUUUUUACUGCACUUGAUAAUUAUCCUGUCAGCUCUGAUCUCUGUAAUAGAUUCACUCUUCAGCUCUGGGCAGAACCAGAGGCAGGGUUCACACCAAAUUUGUAAAUAUCAUAUGUGGUUCUGGUGUCCAGGAACUUUUUUCUUUCUGUUAAAAAAAGAAGAAGAAGAAGAAGAAGAGGUGGAAGAAAGACAAGAGUUAGAGGAACAAAAGAAUGCUUUCUUUUGAGAUAGAUACUCUUCUUAAAGAAACAGCAACAAUUGUAUAAACAGGAAAACCAGCCAGCUUUCAUGAUGAAAAGGAGUGUCUCUUGCCCUGGUAUGAGAUUAACAGAAAUACAGAUGCAUUUUUAUUUUGGUUGAAAGGUGGUGAGAAUUUAGAAAUGCUUAGGACUAGAUUUUUAAUUUUUUAAAAGAACUGUUAUCAUUUGUUAUGAAAUAUUUGUUUGGUUGUUUUGAGUGGGAUUGUUGCUUUUUUCAUUUAAAACCUUCUUUGUUGACUGGCUCCAGGCUUGUUUGCCUAAAUUCUUAGGUAGUUUACAGGAGUUCUAGAAUCUUUUAGAACUUUAACUCCAUUGGAAGCAAACCCAACUAAUCAGAGUUUGAGAUCCUGGUUGGUUUCAAUAGGUAUUCUGGAAUUCUGGCAGAACACCUAAAGAUUUUUUUUUUUUUUAGAAGGUUUUAGAUACAUUAUCUUACACAAACUGUGACCUAAUGGCAAUAAUUACCUCAAAUGUGGGCAUUCAUCCUGGUUUUAGCCUUUUUUGAAAUCAUGUAGCCAGCUUGAUCUUGGAAUUUAAAGACUAUGAAUUCUCUGUGGGCUGAAAAUAAUGAUUCUUUCAUACCCCGGUGAUCGUUGCUUAAGUGAAUUCUGAAAAUAGCUCAUCUUUACAACAAAAAUUAAACCAAGGAAGAGAUUAUUCUUUGUGUAUUGUACUCAAAUGUGAUGUUCAAAUGCACAUGUUAAAUAUAUAUGUUUUUAGCUACUGUAAAAUGCUGUUAGCCUUCUAAGAUAUCAAGAGAGUCACAUUUUAAAUGAGUAAACUAAACAAUUGACUGUGGAUACUUAAGCAUAUUUCUGGCUACGUUAUAGUUAAAGUGUUUUAUAGUUUACAUUUAAACUGGUACUUUUUAAAGAAAAGUUCUGUUUAUAACUGACAUCUUCAAACCCCAGCGAAUGCCGCCGUGUCUCCCCCAAGGCAGGUGUGUUGUCCAGACUCUUCUGUAGCCCAGCAUGUAACUUCCCUCUGUAUUUUUGGUUUCCAUGUGAACUCGAGAGAAUGUGAAAGGCAAUCCAGAUGGAGGGAGAAGGUGUGAGUCCGCAGCCGGGCCGAGUGAGAAGCUCUCAUGCACGUGGUAUAAACACUUGUGUUCAAGGCCUUCUCUCUGACAUCUUGGAAGAGUCAUUAAGCACAGAUAACCUGGUUCAUUGAUUUUUGUCUUGAUUGAAUAUUUGACUUAUUAAUCGAUCCACUGAUUUCCAGGCACCAGGCAGUAGAAGACACUGGGAUUCAGGUGACCACGAAGGCACAGCUGCUACUUCUGGGCCCCGGGUGAUAUUCUGAUCAGCGUUUUGUCGGGGAGGACCAUACACCCCUAUUCCCAUGGUUACUGGCUGGGUUUUCCAUAUAUCUGCUGUCAUUUAUUCAUUUUCCCCUUGAAAGCAAAAUCAAUGUAAAAGGCUAUGUUUAUGUUUUACUCAUUGUCCAGCUUAGACUCGAAGCCUAGUCGGGUGGAAGGGAGACCUUAUCAUCCUCUCAGAGAUGGUCAGUGCUGAGCAGGAGAAGGAGGCGGAGACGGAGGGGUGGCUCAGCCUGGUCCACUGAGACCCACUGUAAAGGGACACCAUGUUUGGAACAAGAGAGAUGCUUUGAGACAGGAAUGGGCCUCACUGUCACGCAGGAACAGACUCGGGGAAUGGCAGUUUCUCUGAGUCUUGGUUUGUUUAAUGUUUUCUCUUGUGCCACCACCAAACUGCAGGGGACCCGCUGUGACCUGAAGGGCUUUGCUUUAGCAGAUAAGACCUUGAAAACGGCAGAACACCUGGGACCAGGGAGCUUUUAAGGAAUACAGAAAAUAAUGCAUUUGCUUUUUCCCUGUGAACUGCAUCGACAGCGUGUUCUUUCGACAGUCUUUUGGUAGAAAUGUUUCUGUAAAAUAGUGUCCAUCUCACCCCUCCUAAUCAUGCUCCCACUUCCCUGUUCGUUUGGUGGUGGUGGUGGUGUUUUUCCUUUACAUGAAUUAACCAAAUGAAUUCUGUGUCAUUGUCUUUGGGGCUUAUAUUUUUAAAACAUAGAAAUUGCCUUUUUGUUCAUUUGAAAAGUAAGUAUGCUGUAUCUGAAGAGGGCUCUGCCUCUGCUCUCCCUGGCUUCUUUGUAACCAAUCUCCAAAUGAAUCUCUCGUGGCACUGCCCCCUUCCUUCCUUAUGUAGAGUCACUGUCCCGAGGGCCACCUCUGCCUCGACCUGCUGUCACCACAGCCCCAGCCCCAGGCACCCAGGACUCCCAGGAAGCACGAGAGCCCACAGGAAGGCCCUACUCAGCCUUGAGGCUGGUGGCCGAACCUCCGAACCUCCGGAGUCGCCUGCUGGGCUGAAAGGGCCAUGGAUUGUCAUUGUGGAAAUUGUUUGGCUCAGGUUAUAAGGAGGAACUUGGGAAGCAGAAAGUGGCUUGACCAUGUGCAUCCUUGGUAGCUUACUGUAACUGAUGAAUGGGACAGAUAACAGCCCCCCCACUCCGCCCCACCACCCUGCCCCCGAGCAGAUAUUCCUGUCUGCGCUGCCCUGAGUCCUCAGUCCUGUUUCUGCUCCCUUCCCUUUUGUGUUCCUGCUCACUUCAAGCUUCUUCCAUGGACUUCCCAGGGCACAAUCAUCUCUGGCCCCCAAAUCAUCUCUCAUCCUCUUUGUGUACAUUUUUUUAACCAAAUGAACAAGAAAGUCAUACCUUGGGGCAGCAGAAUUUCUAGUUUAGUAGAAUCACUGUAUAGAGAUAGAUGUUGAUAUAUAUGUUUGUGUAUAUAUAUCAAACCAAAUUUGAUAGGAGAAGUAUAGCUUUACGGAUAGGGAGAAGGAGGAGCUCUUUAGAGGUCGGAGUCAGCACUGGUGUCUUGGACACGCAUGGGCCGCGUCCCAGGCCACUCCGCACACAUGGGGCCUGAGGCGUGGCACCAGGCCCUUCUCAUCCACCUCACCGCAGCAGAGCUGGCGGGCCCUGCAGGGUGCCGCUGCUCUCACUGGGUCCCAGCUUCAAGGGCAUCGAUGGGUGAGGGGGGCAACAAAUCAGGAUGACUGGAAUUUUCCAUCCCAUUUUGCUUUGACCACAUGUAUUGAGCUGCAGCCUCUGAUACACUAUCACAUUUCCAAAAAUGGUAUCCAUUAGGAUGGAAAGGGAACGGAUCUGUAGAAAUGUUUACCUUUCAACUGCCCAUGAAUUCAGGACACUGGAUAGAAAGACUCACUCCCCAAAACGAGAACAGGGAAGAGGAGACCUGGUGACACUCCAUCACCAGGUCCAAGGAACGUGGCUCCCUCCCCACGGUCAUCUCACCUAGAUCUUUCUCUCCCAGGUCAUCUCAGCUCAAUCUCAAUAACCCUAUGAAAGCCCUGGUCUGUUGUGUUCCUUCACCGUAUGGUUUCUGUAAUAAAAAGUGUUCAUCCAUGUUAAUCUAUGUGAAAAUUAUUGCGUGCGACAGUAUUUUCUUGUGUACCUCUUUUUCCUAUGUGAAUUGUCCCUCUUUUUUAUUUAUAAAUGUCUACUUUUUUUUUUUAAAGACAAACCAAUGUGUUGUAGACCUAUAUGUAACCUAUUCCUUAGUCUCAUAUUAUAGGUAUGUUAUAAGAAUGGAUAUUUUACUUGGCUUUAGAAUGUUUUACAAGAUAACUAAUUCUUAACUGAUCAAGUCCUUGCUACUAAAAUGCUUGUGUUUUUCAUCAUGACGUCGUGUGCUUCUAAAUUAAUCAUUUUCGUUGUAGAAAAAUGGAGUGAAUUUAUAUUAGUCUUGGAAACUAAUAAUAGCAUUGUAAAUUUAUGAGAUGAUUUUAACAGAAAAAAAUUAUAGAAGAAUAUAGUUAUUUUAAUUGUAAUAUUACUAACUGUAGGGUGAGAAAAAGGGGGGUCCCGUUGUGGUGAACUAUGUUAUAGCUUGUUACUCACAGUUUCUUUUUGAUCAUUUUUUCGGUCUCUGAGGUGAAACGACUUAUUAAUUAAAAUUUGUAAACUCACAUAUGCAUAUUGUAUAUGUGUAGAAAUGUAAUCACACUUUGUCUUGGAAUUACAUUAAACUGUUUGAAAUCACUGUA
This is a messenger RNA of Saimiri boliviensis boliviensis (Bolivian squirrel monkey), 15263 nucleotides long. It is a transcript of the gene HIPK2, whose product is annotated as homeodomain interacting protein kinase 2. Gene Ontology annotation, biological process: intrinsic apoptotic signaling pathway in response to DNA damage by p53 class mediator; peptidyl-serine phosphorylation; positive regulation of transcription by RNA polymerase II. Gene Ontology annotation, cellular component: PML body; cytoplasm; nucleus. The record is from RefSeq and is a predicted model, not a curated record. Gene Ontology annotation, molecular function: ATP binding; transcription corepressor activity; transcription coactivator activity. Lineage: Eukaryota; Metazoa; Chordata; Mammalia; Primates; Cebidae.